AUGGCCAAUAUCGCCAAGUUAAAAGAGAUAUUGGCCAAGGAAACACUUGAUGCCCUAGCUGGGUCGAUCAGUGAUCAGCAACAAUCGAGGCUCCGCGAGGCGGGAAAAAAGCGCAAAAGGGAAGCCGGCAAAGACACAGCCGCCGUCCUCAAAAUCCGGAAACUUCACAUCGACGGCUUUGAAACAGGCCAGGUCUGGCAGCAGGCUAAGAAGAUAAUCGAAAGUGCUCUGGAAGAAUCUAGUCGGGUCCUCGAAGAACUCGAGGAAUCCAACGAGGUUAAUCAGGACACCGACGAGGGUGGUAAACUCGUCGAGUUUGGGCAAGACGGCUUUGAGGUCGGGUCUGAUGAAGAUGAUUUGGCCAGCGCCUCUUCCCAGUUGGAUGACGAGGCGGACAGCGAAGAGUCGGACGAUGAUGACGCAAGUAUCAGUAACGAGGACGACGCGGAAAUGCUCAGCGAAUAUCCCGAGCAAGGAGAAGAUGAUGGCGCAGACGAAGAUGAAGAGGACGUAGAGGAAGGAGGGGGCGAGGGAGAGGACGAGGAAGAAGACGAGGAAGAAAAUGGCGAGCUGGGAGGCGAUGUCACGAAAGAUCCUCACGGUCUCAACGACGAGUUUUUCUCUCUAGCCGACUUCAACAAGCAGACACAAUUGUUUGAGGCGCAGGACGCACGUGCAGACCCCAACACAGAUAAUUUCAGCGACGACGAAUCUGUAGACUGGCAUGCAGAUCCCAUGUCAGAAUCUACCGGGAAGAAACUGCCACUAGGUCUCGAGGACGAGGAGGAUGACGACGACGAGUCCGUCAAAGGCUUUAACGGAGGCAAGAUGGAUGUCGACGCAUUUGGUGAUGAAAGCGAUGACGCGCUCGACAAUGGUGUGGGAGACGGCCUUGACCUUGACCUUGACCUGACCGCAAACGAUAUCUUCUACAAAGAUUUCUUUGCCCCACCUCCGAAGAAGAACAAGCCCGGGAGCAAGAGAAAACGCCCAGAAAGCUCGAAACCCCAGAUACUUACCGAGGCCGAUAUUGAGCGGGCUGAGAAUAAUGUUCGGCGCGAUCUUUUUGAGGAUUUCUCAGAGGAAUCCGACUCCGAAGAUGCCUUGUCAGACGCCUCAGCUGGCAACCCCAAGUCGCGUCGCUCGGCACUUGCGCGGCGGCAAGCGAAGGUAGCCGAGGAAAUCCGACGACUCGAAUCCGAACUGGUAGCCAAACGUGCCUGGACUCUCGCUGGCGAGGCGGCAGCAGUAGAUCGACCAGUUAACUCCCUGCUCGAAGAAGAUCUCGACUUUGAGCACGCCGGCAAGCCGGUUCCUAUCGUCACCGAGGAGGUGUCCGAGUCCAUCGAGGCGCUAAUCAAACGCCGUAUUCUCGCCAAGGAGUUUGACGAAGUGCUUCGUCGCCGUCCCGACACUCUCGGAUCCGGUUCUCGGCGCGGGCUCGUCGAAGUGGAGGAUGUCAAGGGAAAGCAAAGUCUGGCCGAGAUCUACGAAGAAGAGCACGUGAAGAAGGCAAACCCCGACGCCUAUGUUAGCCAGGCGGACGAAAAGCUUAGCCGCGACGAGGACGAGAUUAAGCAGAUGUGGCGAGACAUUAGCGCCAGACUCGACGCCCUGAGCAGUUGGCACUACAAGCCGAAGCCCGUAGCGCCAACUCUCAGUAUAGUCGCUGAUGUUGCCACUGUUGCCAUGGAAGACGCCCAGCCGACUACAGCCCAGGGCGUGGCUGGCGGAGAGAGCAUGAUUGCGCCACAGGAGGUGUACGCGCCUGGAAAAGACACAGCUGACCGCGGUGAGGUCGUCGCCAAGAGCGGCUUGCCCGUGGCUCGGCAGGAAAUGAGCCGCGAGGACAAGUUGCGGAGACGCAGGCGGGAGAAGGAGCGGAUCCGCAAGUCUAGAGGGACCGAUGCAAGCAACCCGGUCAGCAAGAAGGCCCAUGCCCAGCGUGAGGCGAUGAGCGACCUCAAGAAGGGCGGUGUCAGGGUCAUCAAUCGCAAGGGUGAGAUCACAGGACUCGAUGGAAAGAAGACAGCGGAUAAGGUAGUGGCGACCACGAGUGGGAGCUUUAAGUUGUGA
Molecule: messenger RNA, 2076 nt
Organism: Lasiosphaeria miniovina
Lineage: Eukaryota; Fungi; Ascomycota; Sordariomycetes; Sordariales; Lasiosphaeriaceae
Product: U3 small nucleolar ribonucleoprotein complex, subunit Mpp10
Exons: 3
Coding region: 1-2076 (691 amino acids)
Biological process (GO): rRNA processing
Cellular component (GO): nucleus; sno(s)RNA-containing ribonucleoprotein complex; small-subunit processome
Source: RefSeq, a predicted model, not a curated record